AUGGCAGAGUCAACUUUUGAUAUCAAGUUUAUUGCAAUCAAUCAGAUUGCCUAUACGUUUAAUAAACUUGCAAGUAUAAAUAGUAAUGAUGACAAUAGAGAGCUGCUCAUUGGGAUGGCCAUUGAAUGUUUGGCUUUGAUGGAACAGUAUCAAACGCUACAUCCUUCUUAUACCACAUUAUUAGCCUAUUUGGCCGCUGCUGAGAAUGUUGAUAUUACAAUUUAUAAUAGUCAAUGGGCAAUGAGUAUAAAACAGAAAGCUAAUGUCUAUAUCACAAACUUGCUCGAGGAGAUGAAAUUGAUAUUCGCCAAAACAAACAGCGCAUUGAAACCAGAACAAGCUCAAGAGCUAUUUGUAAAGGUGAGAAAAGGUGUCAUUAUUCGAAUAAUACAAACAGAGUACCAAGAAGCAUUAAGUUUACUUGACAAAUUUGCUUCAAUAGUGGAAUUCUCGACUCAGCCAAAAGUAAGACAACAGUUUCUUGAUAACAGGUUUAUUGAGUAUCUAUUCUUGAAAUAUAUUGGUAACUUGUUUAGUUUGAUCUGGUUUCCCUUGGACGACAACAAGUAUACAAUUGCAUCAGGCGUCUAUGUCAAAGAAGGCGAUAAAUUGCUAUACUCGAGUUCCUCGUUCAAACCGAUGGACAGGAUCUAUAAUCAAGUCCUAAUGUACCAAAAGAAGAAUGAAUCCUUGUUUGAGGAAAAUGAUGAUGAAACAAGGUAUUUUUGGAUUAUUCGGUUCCUUCGUUUAAGUCUUUUUUUUAAACAAUUUGAGUUUAUUGAGUUUUAUAAAGAGUUUUUGGACUUGUUCAUUUUGCAAAAGGAGCCGUUGCAGUAUUUGGUAUCUGAUACAUCUUUAAUCAAAUGCAAUCUUUUGGUCAUGUUUGGCAUGGUUUUGAUAUUUGUCAAACCAUUCAAUACGUUGAGCUUGUUGGAUAAUGAGAAUGACAAUCUACUCGAGCUUUACUAUGAAGACCCUAAUAAAAUCGAGUUUAAAUUAUACAACCAACUUAUGAAACCACUUAGUAACGGUGAUUUUCACCAGGUUAAGCAUGUGUUUGAGGAUACAAAUCUCGUGCAUUUACUUGUCUCUUAUUUGGAAUACAAUUUUCCAAUUUCAACAUCCAAAUUUUCCAGCAACUCGAGUUCUUUUGUUGACUAUAUCAAAUUGAUUAUUGACUUGAAAACGUUUCUAUCCAUUUUAUCAAGCACUAGAGCAAUUCCUCGGUUGAAAAUGUUGAGUUUAAUGGGGUAUGAUUUGAAGAAGAAGAAUGAGCUGGAACUAAAUGAGGUGUCGAAUCAUUUAAUUGGAGUCAUAUCAGCUCUUGGAUUAGGCCAGGUUGGAAUCGGGUAUUUGGCGAGUGAGCAGGUUUUUUACAACAAUGCCACGUCUGCUUCCAAUUCUCAAGUUGAACUUGUUUCCUUACAAGAGGAUAUAGAUCGAAUUAGUCACAACUUACAAGGUGACUCGCUAGCUACAUUAAUGACUAACCUGUUACUUGAAAAAUUCUACAGUUGA
This is a messenger RNA of Lodderomyces oxycetoniae, 1518 nucleotides long. RefSeq lists its product as uncharacterized. The transcript has a single exon. NCBI's taxonomy places the organism in Eukaryota, Fungi, Ascomycota, Pichiomycetes, Serinales, Debaryomycetaceae. Bases 1 to 1518 code for a protein of 505 amino acids. The record is from RefSeq and is a predicted model, not a curated record.